ACCUUUUUUCCCCAUGCCAUGCGCAUUCAGUAGUAGCCCGCAAACCUAUCUCCAGUCUUCUUUGCAGGUUUUUUUGACCUUUUUGAUUUUGAACUUUGCUGCUGCUACUGGUGUGGUUGGUGAGGGAGAGGGAAGGGACGGGGUAAAAAGGCCUAAAAGAUUCUUUUUUCCUGACCAAUCGGUAUUUGUUUGUUUUUUGUUUUAGCGUCUCAUGAAACCCAGUUUUCCUUUGAUAAUUUCUCUAUCCUGUAUGUAAGUUGCUGAGGGGAGACUCAAGUGGAGCCAUGGGAUGGGAUAUUUGUUUCUCAUCAUUUUUCAAGCUGAGGUUUUUACAAGUGAACAUGUAAACGUGGAGUCUUUGCUUUGUGUUAUUCUGGUCCGUGUUGAUUGUAAGGCAUCAUUAAAAGGAACAAGUCUUUUAGAAGACACACCAGUCCGCGUAAUGGGUUCCUUUGUUGAAGAGAAGAUGAAAACAGGAGUGUUCGGUAAUGGAUGGGCAGAGGCUACUUUGCUCGAGGAGAUGAAGUUACUGAAAGAAAUGCAACAUCAGUCUGGGAGCAGGAAGGCAAUAAAUUCGGAGUUAUGGCAUGCCUGCGCAGGUCCACUUGUUUCGUUGCCUCAGGUGGGGAGUCUAGUUUACUACUUCCCUCAAGGACACAGUGAACAGGUAUCAGUGUCCACAAAAAGAAUGAUGACCUCUCAAGUUCCCAACUACCCGAAUCUUCAAUCUCAGUUGAUGUGCCAAGUUCACAAUGUUACACUACAUGCAGACACAGAAACAGAUGAAGUUUAUGCUCAAAUGAGUCUUCAACCAGUGAACUCUGAAAAAGAUGUGUUUAAUAUACCAGACUUCGGAGUGAACCCGAACAAGCAUCCAAAUGAAAUUUUCUGCAAAACUUUGACUGCAAGUGAUACAAGUACACACGGUGGCUUUUCAGUGCCACGUAGGGCAGCAGAGAAGCUCUUUCCUCAGCUGGAUUACACAAUGCAGCCCCCAUCUCAAGAGCUUGUUAUGCGAGACAUACAUGAUAAUACUUGGACGUUUCGCCACAUAUACCGCGGGCAACCAAAGCGACAUCUUCUUACAACUGGGUGGAGUUCGUUUGUUGGAUCCAAAAGGCUUAGGGCAGGCGAUUCCAUUCUCUUUAUCAGGGAUGAGAAAUCACAGUUAUUGGUGGGAAUUAGGCAUGCCAAUCGUCAUCAAGCAACUUUGCCAUCAUCAGUUUUAUCUGCAGAUAGUAUGCACAUUGGUGUCCUUGCUGCUGCUGCUCAAGCUGCUGCAAAUAGAACCCCAUUCACAAUCUUCUACAAUCCAAGAUCCUGUCCUUCUGAAUUUGUCAUCCCCAUGGCUAAAUACUGUAAAUCUGUUUACGCAACUCAAGUCUCAGCUGGUAUGAGGUUUGGAAUGAUGUUUGAAACAGAAGAAUCCGGAAAACGUAGAUAUAUGGGUACAAUAGUUGGCGUUAGUGACUUGGAUCCUCUGAGAUGGCCUGGCUCGAAGUGGCGAAACCUUCAGGUUGAGUGGGAUGAACCUGGAUGUCAUGAUAAACAGAAUAGGGUCAGCCCAUGGGAAGUUGAAACUCCUGAAAGCCUCUUUAUUUUUCCUUCUAUAAAUUCAGGACUCAAGCGACCAUAUCCUUGGAUUUUGGGAGCAGAAUCUGAAUGGGGAAACUUGAUCAAUAGGCCUCUUCUCCAGUUUCCUGAAAAUGGAAGUGGGAAUCUUCCUUACCCAAUCUCAAACUCAUAUUCCAAGCAACUGAUGAAGAUGAUGCUGAAGCCUCAUCUUGUUAACCAUCCUGGAACUUUUUCAUCCACUUCACAACAAAUCUCUGCUGCAAAGGGAUCUCCAUUAAAGGAGAUGAAGAAUGUGCAAUAUACAAGCAAUCAGGAACCUCAGCUUAUGCAAUCAGAAAAUUUGUUGAUAGAAAAACCAAAUCCUUCCCAGUUAGCCCUUGACCAACCUGAUCCCAUCAACUCAAAUUUGCUGAAAAUAAAUGCUAACGGGAAUCCACAUCCCGCAAACGAGUUUGAAGGCCAAACACAAGCCAGGUGUAAUAACAAAAAAUUAAAGUCGGAACCAGAACAUUCAACUGAUCAGUUAAGUCAGUUGAACUCGACAUUGGAAUGCACUGAGGAUAAAUUGGUGGCAAAUACUAUAAGUCCAACUAUUUGCAACAAACUUUCUUUCCCUAACAACAACCAGACUCCAUCCCAAUUGCAAAACAAUCCAUGUCCAAUUCAGUCACAGUUUGAACCAUCACUCCUCCAAGCUCAUCAGAUGCAGGUUUCUCAAGCUGAUAUUAGUAGUUUAAGCAGCUAUCUUCCUUUCUUCAACACCGAUGAAUGGGCAACAAUCCUUCCUUCUUGCCAAUCUAUUGCCGGGGUUUAUGGAUCACCUGGUCCCAUACCGCUAGUCGGGUUACAAGACUCCUCAGCUGCUUUUCCUGAGGCAACUAAUCCUACUUUAACUACUAGGAGUGAAGUCACAUGGGAUAGUCAGCUGUACAAUUGUAGGUCUUCAUCCCAAGCCAACGAAUUAUGUUCAUUCGCUCAGCAAGACCCAUGUUCUUUUAAUUCUGGUAGUAUAAGAGAUUUGUCCGAUGACAGCAAUAGUAAGAGUGGGAUAUACAGCUGUUUUAGUAAUAAUGGUAGUACUGUGAUUGAUCCUUCUGUUUCCAACGUCAUUCUGGAAGAGUUGUGUUCAUUGAAGGAUGCUAAGUUUCAAAAACCUUCUGAUAGCUUGGUUGGAAACUUUAGUUGUAGUCAGGAUGUUCAGUCUCAGAUUACCUCUGCUAGCCUUGCAGAUUCUCGGGUUUUCUCUCGACAAGACAUACCAGACAGCUCGGGUGUCACGUCUUCGAGCAAUGUUGAUUUUGAUGAGAAUGGCCUUCUGCAGAAGACUUCAUGGCAGCAAAUCACCCCGCGACUAAGAACAUAUACAAAGGUUCAAAAGGCAGGAUCCGUUGGAAGGUCAAUUGAUGUCACUAGUUAUAAGAACUAUGAUAAAUUACUCUCUGCAAUUGAAUGCAUGUUUGGACUUAAGGGGCUGCUUAAGGAUCCGAGAGGUUCAGGGUGGAAAUUGGUAUACGUGGAUCAUGAGAAUGAUGUUCUACUUGUUGGGGAUGAUCCUUGGGAACAAUUUGUUGGGUGUGUCCGCUGCAUCAGAAUUCUAUCCCCUACAGAAGUACAGCAGAUGAGUGAGGAAGGGAUGAUGCUUCUCAACCGUGUCGGUUCCACAGUGCAAGGCCCCAUUUCUGAAGUUUGCAAUGCUCCACCUAAGAAUGAACCGUAGAGAUUAGCCGACACCAAGAAUGCUCCUUUGUUUAUUUGGAGUUGAAAAAAGAGUCUCGGACUGCUGCAACAAUAUUCUUGGUUGUUCAUACGGUUGCCAUUAGUAUACCGGCUUGUGAUGCGGGUGCUCUUUUUCGUUUUCACUUGGGAGAGGUGGAAAUAUGAUAUAGGAAUUUAAAAUACAUAUUUUAGCAGGAAGUGAACUUGAGCAUACAGUAUUUUCCAAAAUAAGAACUCAAUGCAUGCUGGUGAUUGUUGACAUAA
Gossypium raimondii (Peruvian cotton) is the source of this 3555-nucleotide messenger RNA. Its product is annotated as auxin response factor 5. NCBI's taxonomy places the organism in Eukaryota, Viridiplantae, Streptophyta, Magnoliopsida, Malvales, Malvaceae. Gene Ontology annotation, biological process: response to hormone; regulation of DNA-templated transcription. The record is from RefSeq and is a predicted model, not a curated record. Bases 290 to 3292 code for a protein of 1000 amino acids. The transcript has 14 exons. Gene Ontology annotation, molecular function: protein binding; DNA binding. Gene Ontology annotation, cellular component: nucleus.